GUCUUGAACAUAUAAACAAACUUAUGCUGUGUUAUUUUAGCCUGAAGACGAGGCAGCUACAGACGCAGCCCUUACGCGCCUGUUCGCCGAGAUUCUCGCAUCGCCGCCGACUGGUACUUGCGCUCUUCCAGGCACUGGCCCAUCGGCAGAAGACGCGACCAGCACGGAGGUGCUGAGUGAGACCUCUCCCACAGAGGAGCUCGGCUUAGGGCUGGUCACGAGUGGGAUCGACACAGCUGACUGGGCGGAACAAGUUCGUGUAGAGAUGGGGAUAGAAAGGCUGCUGGAGAUGCUGCCGAGUAUGCAGGACGCCGCUAUUGACUCGAGCGUUACCCUCGAUGUUGAUAUGGACUUCUCGAAUGCGCUGGUCUGGGACGAGGUCAGCGCAUAUUAAUAUGCUGAGCCUCUCUAGACCUCGAGUUAUUAAGCGCUCAACGAAAAUCAUCGGUCUCCGCGACUCGGUUCUGUUAUAUGUAUCGUCAUUAUCGCCUUUCGCAUCCAUCUCAUCACUCAUCGGACUCGCCAUCAUCAUAUUCGUUCUCAGUAGAAGCUGUCUAUGUGUUCUAUCUAUCUCCUACUCUAUCUUGCUUUAUUUCGGUCUCCUCCUGGUCUCCUCUGGUCUCCAUUUUUUAUUUGGCAUCAAUCCCUUUUGUUACCCGUCCACCCUUACCUAUACCUACGCACCUACAUCCGACCCCCUUCUAUUCCGCCCCUCUCCCCCGCAAGUUCCUAUCUGUCUCCGGCUCCUCUUCCUCGAUGCUGUCUCCCGCCACAUGUCUCUCUCGUUUCUCCCCUAAGGGGUUGAUGAAAUAGAGUGAGCUUGUGUGUGGUGAGCGCUUGAGCGUAGUUGUGGUUCG
Molecule: messenger RNA, 857 nt
Organism: Suillus paluster
Lineage: Eukaryota; Fungi; Basidiomycota; Agaricomycetes; Boletales; Suillaceae
Exons: 1
Coding region: 339-797 (152 amino acids)
Source: RefSeq, a predicted model, not a curated record